AUGGCCAAUGCUGCAGACCCGCUCCCUUAUUUCGCAGCAUCGGCUGUGUCGUCCCUCGUCACAUUUCCAGUGUGGAAGGCAGCUACCAUUGGCCAGUCUGGAUAUGCAUUGACGGCAGAGUCCCCUCUGGGACGAUUCUUGGAGGCAGCGCGGCCUCCAUACAGGGGCAGCUUCGUGGUGGUUUCUGGAAGAACAUGGGCGCAGGCAAUGAUUUUCUUUGGUUCGGAUGAGGGAUCAAGAUGGCUCCGCAGAUGUGGUUGGAGCAGCGUGUGGGCAUCGUGCCUGCCUCCGCUAUUGAUCUCCGCCCACGUGCAGGUGGCCAACCAGCCCUUCGUGCGAUCUUCGGUCAUGCUCCAAGGAGAUCCGCAGGUAAAGUUCGCGCACAGCAGCCACUCGCCAAAUCUGGCUGUGCUCCAGUAUCUGUGGAGGACAAAAGGCUUGAGAGCUUUGUGGCUGGGAACAGGUGUGAGCGUGUUGCGAACGGCUCCGAAGUAUGUCGCAGCAGUUGGUGCCAAGGAUGCCAUGGAAGAGCUGCUGGCUCAAGAUGAUCAGACCAUGGCAAGCUCUGUGGCAGCCUUAUGUCAAGCCUUUGCUUCUUAA
Messenger RNA from Symbiodinium natans, 600 nucleotides. The record is from the annotation of a GenBank genome assembly. Lineage: Eukaryota; Dinophyceae; Suessiales; Symbiodiniaceae.